Symbiodinium sp. CCMP2592 is the source of this 495-nucleotide messenger RNA. Lineage: Eukaryota; Dinophyceae; Suessiales; Symbiodiniaceae. The record is from the annotation of a GenBank genome assembly.
AUGCCCCGUGGAGUCAUCCUUCGCUGGCAUGAGGACAAGGGUUUCGGCUUCAUCCGCCCCAACGAAGGGGGUGAAAAUGUGUUCUGCCACGUCACGGCCCUGUUAGAUGGAGAUGGCAGCGUCAGAGAUGGCGACGAAGUGAUAUAUGAUGUGGAAUGGGACGACCGCAAAGGGAAGGACCGCGCCCGCGAGGUAGAGGCCGUGGGCGGUAGCCGGCGCAAGCGUCGAAGCCGUAGCCGUAGUCGAAGCCGUGGUGGCGGCGGCGGCGGCAGCCGCAGCCGCAGUCGCAGCCGGCGCCGUUCACCUCCACCCCGCCGCGGCGGCGGGGGCGGCGGCGGACCCGCCUUCGAGAGACGGCCAGGCGACUGGGACUGCCCCAACUGUGGCGCCAUAGUCUUCGCAUCGAAAGACACCUGCUUCAAGUGUGGAUAUACACGCAACUCGAAGCGUGACGACAGCCGUGGUCGCGGUCGUGGUCGGAGCAACAGCAGGUAA